This is a messenger RNA of Aspergillus terreus NIH2624, 2049 nucleotides long. RefSeq lists its product as uncharacterized. NCBI's taxonomy places the organism in Eukaryota, Fungi, Ascomycota, Eurotiomycetes, Eurotiales, Aspergillaceae. Gene Ontology annotation, molecular function: zinc ion binding; RNA polymerase II cis-regulatory region sequence-specific DNA binding; DNA-binding transcription factor activity, RNA polymerase II-specific. The transcript is spliced from 4 exons. Gene Ontology annotation, biological process: DNA-templated transcription; regulation of transcription by RNA polymerase II. Gene Ontology annotation, cellular component: chromatin. The coding region runs from base 1 to 2049 and encodes 682 amino acids. The record is from RefSeq and is a predicted model, not a curated record.
AUGCAGACCUCUUCACGCUCAGGAAUCCAAUCUGCACGGCAAAGUAGUGCUCCAGGCACUCGGCCCCAUCAGUGUGCCUUCUGUCGCAAACGAUUUACAAAGACUGAACAUCUUUGCCGACAUCUCCGGACUCAUACAGGCUCCCGGCCGUUCGAAUGUUCAAAAUGUCAUAAGCGCUUUGGUCGACAGGAUACGCUCUCACGGCAUAUGCGCAUACAUGCAUAUUCUGCAGAGAACGAAGGGCCGCAGUACAGCCAAGCAGCUUUACAGGCUGGGAGCUGCUUCGAUGCCAGCUCAUCUGAGUUCUUGGAAGGGUUGGGUCUGCUCUCCCCUCCUGAUGUUAUUACCACAGCUUCUGGCCAGGAGCUCUGUCAGUCGAUUUACUCUCAGUCAACAUAUAUGGACCUCCAUGAGAAUAUGGAGUCUGUUCUUCCAGACUUGGAGCUGUGGCCGAGUAUAAUGACAGAGGGACCCUCACCAACAAUCUCCGCGCUACCUUCUGGAUCAGACCAAGGUCUGAAGCUUGGAGAUGGAGAUGAUAGGUUACCAACACGGGGACGUCGGGCGGUUCAGGAACUAGCUUACUCCAUACGCGAAAUGUCACAGAGUCUUGCAUCCGACACUAGCACUCUACUUUCAGACCCUUCUUACCUCGAAACAUGCAUCCAUAUGUUUUUCGCGCGGUUCAUUCCGGUUAUACCGGCGAUCCAUAUGCCAACUUACGCGGCUACGGAGCCUACCUAUCCAUUGCUGUUAACAAUGAUGGCCGUCGGGUCUUCAUUCAUUACAGAAGAUAGGUCUUCAACCGCCAAGAUUGGGCAUAUCGGGGACCACACCCUUGACAGUUCAAUCAUGACAAUCACUUUUCUUGGGCAAUGCUACGCCAUGUUAUCCGGGAAAAGGGACCUGCGAGAAUCUGGCUUGAUGUGUAUAGCUACAGCCUUUCAGAGGAUCAGACGGGAGGGACUGUACGAAGCAUCUUCUCGCCUUCGUUUUGCAGCAUCCAUCCACGAGUCCUCAUCAGAAAAGGAGAAGAGAUGGAAAGCUUGGGCGUCUCAAGAGUCCUUUCGCAGGUCGAUCCUUGGCUAUUACAUUCUAGAUGGGCUAAUGACCGAUCUUUCUGGCCGACCAACAACCGUCCGCCACAUCAGCAACAUGCUACCCAUACCGUCUGACGACUCUCUAUUCUAUGCAUCGACUGCGGAUGAGUGGCUGACAGAACUCCAGAAACAGAAAGAGGAUGGACUGACGUUUAGUGAAGUGUACGAGUCGCUUCUGGAAGGGAAGCCUAUCAAGGACAGACCCCUUUCCUAUCUCACUGUUCGAGUCAUCCUGGAAGGUAUUCACUCCUGUGUCAGCGAUCAUAAGUCCAAUAGCGGCCAUGUUGCUAAGGACAUUCCCUCCCGUGGUUCUUUAUAUAAAAUCCUCAUCCAGCUGCGCUCAGACCAUAUCUUGCGCUUGUCUGCUUCGGACAAAGUCGAGCAUGAGAUUCGGUGGCAUGUUAUCUGCAUUAGUCUGGUCAUAGACUUACAAGAGCUCCAGCAGCAGUUAAAUAAUCCUCUUCAGGAGUCAUUUGCUGGAUUCGUCGAUAGUUGGUUGGGUUCUGCGGAUUUGCGCUGUGCGCUUCUUCAUUCGACGGCCAUCCUCGAUCUCUGUCAGCAACUCUCAUUUGGCCGCUCGCACUGCAUUCAUAUUCCUUCCGCUCUCUUUGCCGCGACAACCGUUUAUAUCAGUAUACUCCACUGCCUCUACCGGGCAAAGGAGAAGCAAUGCCUAUGGAUUCCACAGGUCUCCGACUGGGAGGAUGUUCGCCGUGUUGUCUACAAUGACCCCCCUGUUCUUGACACGACACAAGACAUGUCAGGGGUCAUCACUUUUCUGACUUGUCCUAUCGCAGAACAGGUGGCGAAACUGCCUGUACGGAACCUGCGCGGUGAUGUUACCACGAUGCUGGGUCUACUCCAACAACUUGGUGUCUAUAUGGGUAUUUCGCGCGAAUUUAGUCAGACUGUAACCGGAUGGCUUUCACGCGUGCAAUCCGGAUUAUGA